UAAUGCCUUUGUUCACAGGUAGCACUUUGCCCAGCCACCCAGCUGAGAAGCCAACAAAUGGAUUUGCUGCAGAGCUUCGGGAAGGAAAGACGAAUUCUCUGAAGGACGUCCAUGUGGUUAGCCUGAGCCACCAAAGGCCGGAGAAGUCCCAAAAGUUGGACUUGGACCACCCGGGAGGGGGCUUGCUUCCACCAGCAUCUUCUCCUAAGGCCACAUCUCCAAGCUCGCUGCAAUUUAGGAAGCUGCCCAUGACUCCGAAGGAGGUCCACAUAGCCAGAAUGAAGUCCCUGAAUCAGAGUGCAGAUAGUCAAGUUUAUGAAAGCAUCCAGGUUGAAGACAUGGAGUCCGGUCGCAGGGGUCCGUUGGAAGGACAAGAGGGUUCUGGCUUGCCAACCGAUACCAGCUCAAGCUGUGCUUCUGCCCAGGGCUUUUUUGCAGCCUCUGUGGAACCUGGCAGGAAAGAUACAAGGACUGUCGGAUCCAAUGGGAAGCCAAGCCAGAUGGCUGCACCGCUGCUGAGCAUCGAGCACCACAGCAUUGGGCAGGACCUGGCAACGCCUGGGAGAGACGCUCCCCUCCUGGUCGCCUUUGACAUGGAGAAGAGACUCAGCACCAUGUACGCCCGAGUGUGCAAGAGGCCCAAAGCAUCUCAGCAGCUGAGGCCUGAAAACCAUGACAAGCCUGCCGAGCAAGUGGAGGAAGAACCUCCACCCAUCCCAGAGAAACAUUUUGAGAAUAUCUAUGAAAGCCUGAGCAUCAAUACUGAGAUACAGGGUGGUGAGAUACCAGAACUCAUGGCCCCACCAGAGGCCUGAACAGCGGGGAGCCGAGACAAAAACCCAAGCCAG
Molecule: messenger RNA, 848 nt
Organism: Elgaria multicarinata webbii
Lineage: Eukaryota; Metazoa; Chordata; Lepidosauria; Squamata; Anguidae
Exons: 2
Coding region: 3-815 (270 amino acids)
Source: RefSeq, a predicted model, not a curated record